AUGUUCGCCCUCAGAGCGUCCUCUUCGUCCACCCGCUCCGCUCUCAGAACAUGUCCUCGCCUUUUUGCCUCCUUCUCAUCAACUUCGCGGGCGAAUGCUGCCGGACCUGUCAUAGCCGACUUUCUUGAGGAAGACAGUGGGCCAGCCAGCGCGACUCCCUUCAAUAUAGCUGAGCCUCCACAGGUCGAUGGCCCGCCAACCGCAGCCGGUGGUUUCUAUGCAAAAUCCAACAUGUUAGGCCUUGCUUCAAGGUAUAACCAGCCCCCUCGUGCAGCAACAAGAGCAGAGCUCCCAGAAUACAAACUGCACUGCCGUUCUUCUCGCAAUAACACCAUUGUCACAUUCACCAAACCAGACGGCUCUACUAUUGCGUGGUGCUCUGGUGGAAGCACUGAAAACAAAUUCAAAAAGGCCAACCGUGCAAAGUUUGAAGCUGGCUAUCAAUGUGCCAAACACAUUUUCGGCAGAAUCCUGGAGUAUUAUCAUGGCCACGAAAAUUUCAAGUUGCAACUGUUCUUCAAGGGCUUUGGUGAAGGACGGGAAGCUAUGAAAACAGCUUUAUUGGCAGCUGAAGGUGAUCCAAUCCGGCCUCUUAUUUCUCGGGUCACAGAUCGGACACCAAUAAAAAUCGGAGGAACGAGAGCAAAGAAGGCCAGAAGAGGCUAA
Messenger RNA from Psilocybe cubensis, 666 nucleotides. RefSeq lists its product as uncharacterized. The record is from RefSeq and is a predicted model, not a curated record. The transcript has a single exon. Gene Ontology annotation, biological process: ribosomal small subunit assembly; translation; maturation of SSU-rRNA from tricistronic rRNA transcript (SSU-rRNA, 5.8S rRNA, LSU-rRNA). NCBI's taxonomy places the organism in Eukaryota, Fungi, Basidiomycota, Agaricomycetes, Agaricales, Agrocybaceae. Gene Ontology annotation, cellular component: mitochondrial small ribosomal subunit; ribosome. The coding region runs from base 1 to 666 and encodes 221 amino acids. Gene Ontology annotation, molecular function: mRNA 5'-UTR binding; structural constituent of ribosome; small ribosomal subunit rRNA binding.